This is a messenger RNA of Alosa alosa (allis shad), 1986 nucleotides long. RefSeq names its product neutral cholesterol ester hydrolase 1. Lineage: Eukaryota; Metazoa; Chordata; Actinopteri; Clupeiformes; Clupeidae. The transcript is spliced from 5 exons. The coding region runs from base 443 to 1675 and encodes 410 amino acids. The record is from RefSeq and is a predicted model, not a curated record. Gene Ontology annotation, molecular function: carboxylic ester hydrolase activity. Gene Ontology annotation, cellular component: membrane.
UUAGGGUCAGGGAUAAUUAGGUGAAACAUUAUUGCGAAGUCUAAACGUUACCAGUAAUAGGUUAGUUGUCGGACGUAGGUAGGCCCCAAUACUUUUUUUUAGAUUAGCCUAUUAUUAUUUAAGACACGUGUGCAUGUGCACGCUUACAAAACACCUUACGCAAAACACGAGGUUACGCAAACGGCUCAAAAAAGCGUCAACAGUUUAAACACCACAUUAAUAUAAUUAUUUUGAUUCAUCGUCCCGCAAAUGUAACUUUCAAUGUGCCUACGUCGAUCAUAUUUUUUGUUACACUAUCCAAGGACUCUUAUUCUGAAUGUACUGUCAGAUUUCAUAACGUAAGACUCUAGGCUUCAGAUGGCAUUACGCGCAGCACGCAAUUAAGUUUGGCUACCGAAACGCCUUGUUCCAUCAAGGCUGGUUUUGCACUGAGAUUCUGAAAAUGAAGCCGUUUUUCGCGGCUACCUUGUUAUUGUCAGUGGCAGCUGCGUACUAUGUUUACCUUCCAUUGCCUAAUACUAUAUGUGAGCCAUGGAAACUAAUGAUUCUGGAUGCUGUUUUCCGGAGUUUCAUGCAUAUGGGGGACUUGGCUCAUGACCUUGGCCUCAGCCACCACAUCCAUGUCAUCAAUUACUUUGUGACCAAAGUGGAGGUGAAGGGUCCUCAGUCCAGUAACACGGUACGGGUGACCGACACCUCCUUUGCUGGUGUGCCAGCUCGUGUGUUUGAACCAACCACACAAGUGAAGGAGCACCAUCUGAAGAGGGGUGUUGUGUACUUUCAUGGAGGUGGAUGGGCCAUGGGUAGUGGACGAAUGCGGUCGUAUGACUUGCUGUGCAGGAACAUGGCAGAAGAACUGGAUGCAGUCAUUGUGUCUGUUGACUACUGCCUGGCCCCAGAAGCCCACUUCCCCCAGCAGUACCAUGAUGCUCUAAAGGCUGCUACUUUCUUCCUGAGGCCCGAAGUUCUGGUGCAGUACUCCGUGGACCCAAAGAGGGUGGCCAUUUCAGGUGACAGUGCUGGGGGGAACCUGGCUGCUGCUGUGGUCCAACAGAUGGCAGCUGAUAACAGAACCGCCACCAAGUUCAAGGUGCAGGCCCUGAUCUACCCUGUGCUCCAAGCACUGGACUUUAACACACCUUCCUAUCAGCAGAAUGGAAACAUCCCCAUCUUGUAUCGCCCUGUCAUGGCCCGCUUCUGGCUGGAGUAUCUCAACGGCAGCUACAGCCUGGUCCCUCUCCUGCUGACCAACAACCACACCGCCCUGGACCUGACCAAGGUACCGGAGACCGUCAGGGCACGGGUGGACUGGAUGCAUCUGCUCCAGCCGGCUUUCCGGAAGGACUACCGACGAGUAUCCCCUGCCCACGGCAGCGCACAAGUGGUGGAGGAGCUGCCAGCUCUGCUGGACGUCAGGGCCGCUCCGCUGCUGGCGGAGGACGAGGUCCUGAGGGCGGUGCCACCCGCCUACAUCAUGACGUGUGAGCACGACGUGCUGCGUGACGACGGGUUGAUGUAUGCGCAACGACUGGAGGAGGCAGGCGUCGCGGUCACCAGGGACCACUAUGAGGACGGCUUCCACGGAUGCAUGGUGUUCUCUUCCUGGCCUGCCAAGUUCUCAGUGGGAACGCGCAGCAUGUGGAACUACAUCCAGUGGUUGAAGGAAAAUCUCUAAGUGACCAGAGAAUGUAGAUGAGAGAAAGGAGGAUGAGAUUAACCAAAUGAUUAGACUGAUAAAAAGUACAAUGUGUCAUUACAUGUCAUACUAACUCAAAAUUGACCCUCUGUGACACAGCAAGCUUGCAUCCACUACUUGUUUCCACUUGUGCAAGCUUGUAUCCACUACUUGUAACCUUGUAACUUUUUGAAUGAGGUUUAAAGCACAGGUAAGCUUGUAACCUUUUGAAUAAGGUUUGGUUUAAAACCUAAUGUCACAUUUUAAUAUCUUGAGAUUAAUUUAUUUAUUAGUGCAAUAUAUCAAUGCAA